AGUGGGGAUUCUCUAAACAGAGAAAGAGCCCAGAGAGCUUAGCAGAGCCACUACCAGUAGAGAGCGAAACAGCCACAGACACACAGCGCGCAGUCUCUGCACACAUAAAUGACAAACGACGUCUUCAAAACGAAAACUGUGCAGUUAUCCUCACAUAAAUGAAAAACGUGUUCAAAGCGAAAACUGUAAAGUUAUUCGCAAUUAUAAGCCGAGAAUAAGAAAUCGACGGCAGAUAUUUUCAUUUUUAUGGAAUGAACGAAAAGGACGCAAUUCUACACGGUACUUGUUUUUGAAACAAGAGUGGAUUUUUCUUCUGAAGAAGGGGGAAGCAAAGCCUUGACAUCCAGCAGACUAACCUGGAGACCGUCCAGAGUGUGUUUUUAGCGAGCAGUAGUAGUGGCAGCAUCAUCCUCGCGUUGCUCCCUUGAGGUGUGUUGGUGGUUCCCUCACCUGUGCGCAGUGGUGCUGCCCUCUCUGAACUUCCGUAGCUUCACCAGCAACGGCAGUGGCAUGGCUGCAGCCAAGACGGAGAUGGUCCUGCCUGCUCUGCAGAUCUCUGACCCUCUCAGCUUCCCUCACUCGCCCAUGGAUAACUACCCCAAGCUGGAGGAGAUGAUGCUCCUCAACUCUACCGGGACCCCCUUCCUGAGCGCCUCAGCCCCAGAGGGGGCAGGUUUUGGGAGUGGGGAGCCAGGAGACCAGUACGACCAUUUGCCUGGAGAUACGCUACCUGAGAUCUCCCUGAACUGCGAGAAGACCCUGGAGAACUUCUCCACCCAAAGGCUGCCACCCAUAUCCUACACGGGGCGCUUUACCCUCGAACCCGCAGUCAACUGCAGCAACAGUCUCUGGGCAGAACCCAUCUUUAGCCUGGUCAGCGGGCUGGUGGGGAUGAACCCCCCAACGACCUCUGCCCCGUCGUCCUCCGCCUCGCCGACCAACACCUCCACCUCCUCAGCUUCUUCCUCCUCCUCCUCUUCCUCCUCCUCUUCCUCCACCCAAAGCUCCAGCCUGAGCUGCUCCGUCCAUCACAGCGAGCCGAACCCCAUCUACUCCGCCGCGCCGACCUACUCCAGCGCCAGCCCCGAAAUCUUUCCCGAACAAAGCCAGUCAUUCCCCAGCCCUGCAGUAAGCAGCUCCAUCCAGUACCCACCCCCUGCCUACCCCAACACCAAGGCCUGCACCUCCAGCUUCCCCGUGCCAAUGAUCCCUGACUACCUCUUCCCCCCUCAGCAGAGUGAGAUUUCCCUGGUGCCCCCCGACCAGAAGCCCUUCCAGUCCCAGCCCGGGCAACAGCCCUCCCUGACUCCCUUGUCCACCAUCAAAGCAUUCGCCACCCAAACAGGCUCGCAAGACCUGAAGAGCGUCUACCAAUCACAGUUGAUCAAGCCCAGCCGCAUGCGCAAGUACCCCAACCGGCCAAGCAAGACGCCCCCCCACGAGCGCCCCUACGCCUGCCCGGUGGAGACCUGCGACCGCCGCUUCUCCCGCUCGGAUGAACUGACGCGCCACAUCCGCAUCCACACGGGCCAGAAGCCCUUCCAGUGCCGCAUCUGCAUGCGCAACUUCAGCCGCAGCGACCACCUGACCACCCACAUCCGCACGCACACCGGCGAGAAGCCCUUCGCCUGCGAGAUCUGCGGCCGAAAGUUCGCCCGCAGCGACGAGCGCAAGAGGCACACCAAGAUCCACCUGCGGCAGAAGGACAAGAAGGUGGAGAAGGCAGCAGUAGCUGUGGCAGCACCAGUCUCCAUCCCGUCUCCAGCUUCCAGCUACCCCUCUCCCAUCACCUCCUACCCUUCUCCAGUGUCCUCCUGUUACUCCUCACCGGUGCACACCUCCUACCCCUCCCCCUCCGUCGCCACCACUUACCCCUCAGUGUCCAGCGCAUUUCAGACACAGGUAGCCACAAACAUCUACAGCUCCCCUGUCGCCACACCCCUGUCAGACAUGCAGUCCACACUCUCGCCAAGGACAAUCGAGAUCUGCUAAGGAGCUCAUCCCUCCAUCAUCUUCAGCUUCUCCUUCUUCCGGAACGAAAACAAAAUUAUAAUAACAUGUUACUCUCUCCUGACAAGCACUUUCUCCCCCCCCCCAGCUCCAAGCUCCAGCCUUCCCCACCCCUGUUUAGUCAUUAAUCUUAAGGUACCUAAAGAAAAUGUCAAGGACUCAGCAAAGAUGAUGGAGGUCAAGAAGGGAUUUUUUUCCCCCUCCUUUCUUCAGAUGAACCGGAGCAGUUCAGAUAAAAACGAGACUUUAAGGGCAAAUGCGGGAGCAGCAACGCUGGCGGCGAGCUCAGACAGGAAUUCUGAAAUGACAUUUAAAAAACGCUCCUAAGCGACAAAUAGGGACUUCAUCUUGUCGGCAGGUCGACGGCUGGGAACUUAAUGCUCAAUCAGCCUGACUCAGUGACAGAUAAGCAGAUCUUACACAAUCAGAGACACCCGACAGAGACUCUGAAGACAUACAUAAGCUACAGUGUAUGUAUAUUGUACACGUGCCAUGUUUUAUUUUUUCAUUCUUCGGUACUAUUGAUGUGAAAACUUACUUGCAUAUUAUGUUGUAUUAUUUGAAGUUAGCAGGGCCAUUUUUUAAAUAAAUAUUUUCUCUCUUACACAGUGAAAAUUAUGUGAUGAGUUUUGAAUUUGUUUGAGCAAAGCACUUAAGUAUUCAAGCAUGCGUAAGAGUGACGUCGGUUUAAAUUCUUUUGUAAAUAUCACCCAGUCACUGGUACUAUCUGUCUUUCUUCCCACGUGUGGCUAAAAGAUCUGUUUAAAAAAAAACGUUAAAAAUGAAAAAAAAAAACAAGUUUUCAUAAGUUUUUGGUGCCUUUUGUGAAGCCUUGCUGACGUUCUGACACAACUAUGUAUGUGUAUGAUUAGAUGCGUCGCAUCUGGCCUUAAGCUGCGAGGGAAGUUUUUUUACGGAAUGUACGCGGGAUUUUAAAGGGAUGCGGAAGAAAACGGCGAUGGAAAAAGCUUCAUUUCUUUAGAAUGUAAGCAAAAAGGAAAAACGAGAAUACCUAAAGUCUAUUUUUGUAACUGAACUGUAAAUAUCCACAUAUUCAGGAGUUGGAAUGUUGUAGUUACCUACUGAGUAGGCAUGGGAAUUUUUUGUAUGUUAUUUACAUGCGGUUCAUUAUUUUGUGGUUAUUUUUAUUUUGUAAUUGUGUUUGUUAUACCAAGUGACUGUUUCUGGCUUCUAAACACAUCGAAUGCGCUUAACUGCCAAUGGGACAUUUGGUGUACAAGAUAUCCUCCCAGAAAAGAAAUAUAAAUAAAAUAAAUAUAUAUAAAACAAAA
This is a messenger RNA of Brienomyrus brachyistius, 3302 nucleotides long. RefSeq names its product early growth response 1 (gene egr1). The transcript is spliced from 2 exons. Lineage: Eukaryota; Metazoa; Chordata; Actinopteri; Osteoglossiformes; Mormyridae. Gene Ontology annotation, molecular function: RNA polymerase II cis-regulatory region sequence-specific DNA binding; DNA-binding transcription factor activity, RNA polymerase II-specific. The record is from RefSeq and is a predicted model, not a curated record. Bases 511 to 1992 code for a protein of 493 amino acids. Gene Ontology annotation, biological process: regulation of transcription by RNA polymerase II.